AAGGGAGUGCUCAUCGGAGCGACUUGAAGUCUAGCUCAAGUGGUGGGAGGUGCAUGCAUAUAUGUGUGUAUGUUUGUGCAUGCCUGUACACACAUGCACACAUGCCCUUGACCUGCAGAAGAUCUGACAGCUAAAGAGAGCUCUACUCUUUCCCCAGAGCUCCUUAACCCGCAGCCUCUCUGACCAUCCAGUCGGCAACGACUCACAAGCCAUGAGGACCGGCCAAAGACAGUGAGAGGACGUGAAAGGGUAAAUCCCUCUGCCCCGCAGUCUAAUCUCCUGCCCUGACGGCCCUGCCAGCCAGCCCAAGGUUAGCCGUAGCGGAUGUCUGUAUGGCUGCCUUACUGAUGCCUCGGAGGAACAAAGGGAUGAGAACACGACUGGGAUGCCUGUCUCACAAAUCAGAUUCCUGUAGCGAUUUCACAGCCAUUCUUCCCGACAAACCCAACCGGGCUCUCAAGAGACUGUCCACGGAAGAAGCUACGAGGUGGGCAGAUUCCUUUGAUGUGCUUCUCUCCCAUAAGUAUGGGGUGGCCGCCUUCCGCGCCUUCCUGAAGACGGAGUUCAGCGAGGAGAAUCUGGAGUUCUGGCUGGCCUGCGAGGAGUUCAAGAAGACCAGGUCAACUGCGAAACUGGUCUCCAAGGCCCAUCGGAUCUUUGAGGAAUUCGUGGAUGUGCAGGCUCCCCGGGAGGUCAACAUUGACUUCCAGACCCGAGAAGCCACGAGGAAGAACAUGCAGGAGCCCUCCCUGACUUGCUUUGACCAAGCCCAGGGCAAAGUAUACAGCCUCAUGGAGAAAGACUCGUACCCCAGGUUCUUGAGGUCCAAAAUGUACUUAGAUUUGCUGUCCCAAAGCCAAAGGAGGCUCAGUUAGGCUUCAGAUGGGGACUCAUGGAAAUCACCGGCUUUCCCCUUCCCUGGCUGCCAAGACCAUAGUCUAACGUGAAAUAGCCUAGGUGUUCAGAAGAAGGGAACACCUUCUCCUGGGGUGGGAGUCUGGAGAUAAGGGAUGAAGGGUCAUUCCAAAGCAUGACCCAGCUGUCAGGGCCCGAGAGCUAUUCCCUUUACCCAUGUUUGUGUUUUGGUUAGUGGUAGCACCUUGCCAUGGUCACCCUUUCCUGGGUCACCACUUGCCCUUCAUAACACCUUGGGUCAUCUCCGCUGAGAAGGCAGAUUCGCUAUGCUGGGCUAAUCUGUAAAUAAUGCCAAUGCAGUUUCUAAUCCCUCGAUGCCCUCCGCAGUUAGAUGUGCGGACUCUUCACUUGUCCUCUACCCCUGGGAGCAGUAGCUGGGAGGCUCUGCCCAUCCUGGGACCUCAUGGAUCUGUGGAUCCCAUGUGUCUAGCACUGUCACUGACCGCUGGCCUCUGAGAGAUGGGGGAAAACUCCAUGUGGUUUGGCUGGUUCUUCCGUUUCUAUUGGACCAAUGUAAAAAGCUGUGACCACUGCCCAUGUUAGCCUAGGAAAUUCCCAACACUCCCUGACCCUUGCACUUCCAGAAAGGGCCUGGGGGAGAUGUCCUACAGGACGUGAGGCUGCUAUUAGGGAAGGUGCAGCAUGUGACUCUUCUCAAUUUUUACCAAGAAGUUUUCUAGAAGCUGAAUGACCAGGGAAUGUAGCACCAGUAGAUUUUUGUGCAAUGGGACACCACAUAACCUGUCUGUUGCUUAAUGUCAAUCUUUACUCACACCUCCCUGUAGGGUGGGGCAUCACCAGUCUCUUAGGAUGACCGACGGCUUGGCAAAGGGAGGUGACUCCCUGUCUCCCCUCCUUCCCUUCCAUGCAGGUCAUGUGAUUAUGGUGGGGGAGGAAGGGAACCUAGGCUUGCUUCCUGGGAGCAUGCAUUCUCAGAAAGGCCCCUCUCAUGAGGGUCCCCCUGGCUACUCAGCAGCUUCCCUCUGGAUCUCUGCGGAGUGUGGCUCAGAAGAUCACUGUGAACACCUGGCUUGGGGACAGUGGGCCUGGCCAUGAGAGUCUUCCAGAAAUGCUUUUCCGGACUCCCGGGUUGCUGCUGAAAUGUGUCGAGAGCUCUGCCUUGAGAGUGAGUGAGCAGCUUCCCUAUUCCACUUACUUAUAAACAGCCAACUUUAGCACGAGAGAAGCGCCAAGGGAUUGAAUCCUCAGAGAGACGAGAGAGCAGAGAAGGAUCUUGGAAGAGGGUCUCUGGGGGAAUGGAGGAGUUACUCCUGAGAUCAUUUGUGGCUAAUGGAUCCAGGUCCUGGAUUCAGUGCAGGUUUACAAGACCAUAAGCUUGACCAAAUGGGACAGCCGACGGGAUUAGGCACCAGCUCUGGAAUUCAGGCAGAGAAGAGCUGGGCUGAAGUCCACUCCUAGGUCAGGCCUUGUACUCCUGUUCAGUGAAUCUCUGAAUGACUUCUCUCCUUGGCAAAGGUGGACAGACCAGGAAGGCCCUCGAGUCCCCCUUGUGUUCAGGCCCAUCCACCACCUGCACAGGGUCAUCUAGCGUCUGGGGCACGGCCUCUAAGAACCAUCGAGCAGAGCGACAGCAGAGCCUUCCAGCCCGGAUGCUGAGACCUGUGCAGUUUUACUUUCAAGGACUGUGAAGCCUCCAAUGGGGUGUCUGGUUAGACUGGGUAGUAUCCCUACACACUAGUUAAGAAGGAGGAGAAAAAACAUUGUUAGCUAAUGCUGCCAGAAUUAAUGAUGAAAUUUCCUAACAGGGUAUUCUAAACAUUGUUUACAUAUGAAAUGUGCGUCUGCUGCCAACUCUCCUGUGGACGGCGAGGUGCGUGCAAACUGGAGCCGCACAGAGUAAUGGGGAUGGCCAAUGCUUUCACCACUUCCACUGUCCCAAGGAGAAAAGACCGAAAAGACGAUUGCAUGGUGACCGUGCUGGGGGCCCAGCGUGCUUGCCAACGACUGGUGGGGCAGAGGCAGUGGUGUCAUGGCGCCUUGGUGACUUCCUCCCGUGAUGAAGAGGUUUGAAGGACCAAGGCUGGGGUGCUGGGUGCAGCUGAGCGAGGGUAUGUGGGCGUGUGUCUUUGUGGAGGAAUGUGAUCGUGAUAUUUAUAGUUCGUCUGUGGAGCAUCCGUGUGCGCCUGCGUGCGUGACAAUUGUGAACCUUCAACCAGUGUAACCACAGAGAUAGUCUUCCUAUGUGGUGGGGCUCUCCCACUCCCUUGAUGUCUUGCUUCCCUCCCAAGAGGUACAGAGCUCCCCACUCUGAUGCCCACUCUUUGGCACGUUGGUCACGCCGGCCCAGGUUCUGGUCUGUGAUGAAACAAAGAGACAUGUUUACAACAUCUAGAGCAAUAUCCAAGCAUACCUCAUCCCUGGCCUCAGUGUCUCCCAGCCCUGCCCCCUCCCUCAUCUCCUCUUCCACAGGCCCUCAUCCGCCUCUCUAGGUUGGCACCCCUGGGUGUUGCAGUUUAUGUAUUGUCUUCCUGUGCUCCUUAUGCCGGCAUGUGCUGUGGACUACUUUCUGGGGUGCGGGGAGCUCGCUCUGGGCCUGGGACCUUUGCGCCAGAGGCAAGGCAGCGGGCGGUGCUGGGACAUCUAGGUGGGCUCUCAGCCCCUGGGUGGUCUUUGGGAGUCCUCACUAGAAAGCCUGUUACAAAUCCUGUUUCUUGGCUGCCCCCCCAAGCAAUGUUGAACCAGCAGACCUCGUGUGGGACCCAGAAGUCGGCAUUUUUAACACACCCUCGGUGGUGUAGUGGUCGGAGGUCCAAACUUGAGAAACAGCCCCGGAGAAGUGACUCGCCACUUUGGCUGCUAAUUAUGCAUAUAAACCUUGGGAGUUUUAGGAAACCCAACUAUCAGAUCCAGUUCUAGAGCCCAUGAGAAGCCCUGGGGAAAGAGACGAAGUCCUUGGUGAUUUCUUUAAGGAGCUAGGGGAAAGGCAGAGGUGGGCACAGGCACAAGUGUGAGGCCAGAGGGACAGAGCACAUCAACAUGAAAACAAGCAGAAGUACCGGGAACGUUCCCAGCCUCAGAACUCAACUUCCUCUAAGUCCUUCCCCACACAAGCUGCAUGCACUCUGUUUGGCAGCAGGAACGCCCACCUGCUGGGGCAGGGAGCUGAAGGUCCUGCGAGUUCCCGUGGCGUGUAGUCCUAGCCUGGUUCACAGUGCUUCCUCCAAACUCCCCCUGUGGGCUGCUGCUUGCCCCUGUUGGUUUCGUGCUAACUCAAGUUUGACUGCUUUACGUUUAGCCGAUGCCUCUGUUCCUAAGGCCAUGCAGCAGGGUAGGGUGGAACUCGGGUAGUCAGGGCAGAGUGUUGUGGUAGGAAUCGUUGCCAUGCUAACACAGAAACUUCUGAAUUUCUCCACGGAGGGGGUUCCUGAGGCCACAGUGGGAUUUGGGUCCUUGCUCCAAGAGCUUACCUGUCCCCCUUUGGCCCCAGCCAGGAGGGGUAGCCAGGGGGUUCCCAGUGGACUUUCCCCACUGGUGCUCUCCCCAGAACUUGCUGCUCUGAGCAAACCAAAGCUGUGAAAAGGGGUUCUGCCAGGCAGCAGGCCCAGUCUCGGGGUGCAGGCCGGCCCUGUCUGUGUGUCUCCUCAGCUCCGCUGGGUGUCUGGCUUCUCCAGACCCUAGGCUGUGGAGAGGCUUAUCCUGCUGGGAGGAAGUGGUGUGGGGCUUUGAGCCGAGAACUGCGGGAGGGGAGGGCGGCAAUGGAGAUGACAGAAGAGAAGGAGCCAGGCAUGGAAGACAAGACGCUUCUGUGGAGUCUGCCUCUCUGUGAACCAGAAGGGAGAGUGGGCUGAUUCCGAGGUGGGAGGCUCUCCUGUCACUAAGACUGCCCAGAACUCUUCCUCUCACCUGGCCUGCGGCCACUUUCAAGCAAGGCAGAGGGCCUCACCUUCCAAGUGUCAGCUCUCUCUAAACCUGCUUCCCUCUGCGUCAGAGCUGAGACCCUGUGCCCCUUGCCGGACGCUCGUGGAGCAAGUGGCUGAGAACAGAUGUGUCCUUGGCCCCGUGGCUUCCAGGACUCCAUAGGAUGCUGGGGACCAAGAUGGGAGACUUCCAGGUGGCACCACUGGCCUCCCAGGUGUGGGGCUCAGUUCCUCUCCAUAAACUGUCCCCUUUCUGAUCCCUACUCCUCGGGGACCCUUCUGCUCCCUCCCCCUGCUGGGUGCGGAAAAGGAGGCCGGGCUGAGGGGGUGCGCUGCGAGCACUGUAGAAUUAGCCGAGUCACGCGGCGCGCACGGCAGCCGCGCAGCCGCUCACCUGCCAUACAAAGCGCGUGGCUGUUCCGUGGCCGCGUACCGUGGAAUCAUGUCAUUCACCUCUACUCGACACCACGCUGUGAGCGCAUAAUAAACAGAUCCUGACCAAGCUGC
This is a messenger RNA of Echinops telfairi (small Madagascar hedgehog), 5300 nucleotides long. It is a transcript of the gene RGS8, whose product is annotated as regulator of G protein signaling 8. The record is from RefSeq and is a predicted model, not a curated record. Bases 333 to 875 code for a protein of 180 amino acids. The transcript is spliced from 6 exons. NCBI's taxonomy places the organism in Eukaryota, Metazoa, Chordata, Mammalia, Afrosoricida, Tenrecidae.